This is a messenger RNA of Diaporthe batatas, 1653 nucleotides long. RefSeq lists its product as uncharacterized. The transcript is spliced from 4 exons. Gene Ontology annotation, molecular function: heme binding; iron ion binding; oxidoreductase activity, acting on paired donors, with incorporation or reduction of molecular oxygen. The record is from RefSeq and is a predicted model, not a curated record. Lineage: Eukaryota; Fungi; Ascomycota; Sordariomycetes; Diaporthales; Diaporthaceae. Bases 148 to 1653 code for a protein of 501 amino acids.
GAACCAGCAGCCGAGCGCCCACGUGCCAAAACCUAAUCUCUUCCCUCCAGACAAAAUCUUAGAACCUGGACCGCCGCAGACUCACAGCAUACUUGCCUGAAAGUUAGACCAUCACUCACUUCCAUCCGAGGGGCCAGGGAAGUGAAAAUGAACUUCACAGAUGGCGGCCUGCUGGCCAUCAGCACGACUCUUGCAUUUUGGACUUCAAUCGCGACGGUGGCAUAUGUGGUCAUCACAUUCACGUACAACGUUUUGUUCCAUCCACUGCGGUCAUAUCCAGGCCCGCUGCUAUGGAGAGCUACGCGGAUCCCCUACCACAUCAAAGUCUUGAGCGGAACCCUGUCCAUUGACAUGCUGGACUUGCACAAGAAGUACGGCCCCGUGGUGCGCAUUGCUCCUAACGAGCUAGCUUUCGCAAACGCCUCGGCCUGGAAGGAGAUCCUUGGCCACAAUCCCAAGGGCGAGGAAUGCGGCAAGUGGGUCCCCUUCUACCGGCCCGUCCCUGAGGCCCCGGACAACAUUAUCUCCGCCGAACGCCAGAAACACGGUAUCAUCCGCCGCCAGCUGGCGCACGGGUUCAGUGACAAGUCGAUGCGCGAGCAGGAGCCUAUCAUUAGGUCGUACGUAGACCUGUUGAUGAAGCGGCUGCGGGAGAACUGUGCUGGUGGUCAGAAGCCGGUCGACAUGACGGCCUGGUUCAAUUUCACCACAUUCGAUGUAAUUGGUGAUCUCGCGCUCGGCGAGUCUUUCGGAUGCCUUGAGGAGUCUAAUUGGCACUCCUGGGUUAAAACCAUCUUUUACCUUGCCGAGCUCGGGGCCUACAUGCAGAGUGCCGCGCAUUACCCUACCAUCACGAAGUCACUUCUGAGACUGGUGCCUAAGAGCUUGAUGAAGUCGUUCAAUGAGCAUGCGGUCUUCACCCAAAACAGGGUUGCGAAGCGGAUGGAACUGGGCAAGGUCCGCCAUGAUCUGAUUGAGGGUCUUAUCAUGAAGCAGGAGGACUGGCAAAUGCCCCAGGCCGACAUCGAAUCCCACGCCGGCCUGCUCAUCAUAGCAGGGUCCGAGACGACGGCAACUCUCCUCUCGGGCUGCCUGUUUCUCCUUCUGAACAACCCGGACACUCUCGCCAAGCUGACCAAUGAGAUCCGCUCGGCCUUCACGGAAGAAGAAGAGAUCACUAUUGCCUCAGCCGGGCAGCUGGAGUACAUGCUGGCCUGUCUAGACGAGGCACUGCGUUGCUACCCGCCGGUGCCACUUGGCAACCCGCGCGUUGUUCCUAAGGGUGGCAAAGUGCUGUGUGGGAAAUACGUUCCCGAAGACACACACGUCGCCAUCUGGCAGUGGGCGACUUACCACUCUGAAGAAAACUUCGUCGAGCCAUUCAAGUACCUCCCGGAGAGAUGGCUCAAGGACGGCAACCCCAAGUUCGCCAACGACAAGAAGGAGUCGAUGCAGCCCUUCUCAUUCGGCCCGAGGAACUGCAUCGGUAGGAACCUGGCUUACGCCGAGAUGAGGACCAUCAUGGCCCGCCUCAUCUUCAACUUCGACCUCAAGCUCGCGCCUGAGAGCAGGGGCUGGCUGGAUCAAAAGGUCUUCAACCUUUGGCAGAAGCCACCGCUGAUGGUGCAUCUUACUCCCAGGGCUCAGAACUAA